Messenger RNA from Postia placenta MAD-698-R-SB12, 612 nucleotides. RefSeq lists its product as hypothetical. Gene Ontology annotation, molecular function: tRNA-specific adenosine-34 deaminase activity; zinc ion binding. The record is from RefSeq and is a predicted model, not a curated record. Gene Ontology annotation, cellular component: cytoplasm; nucleus. Gene Ontology annotation, biological process: tRNA wobble adenosine to inosine editing. NCBI's taxonomy places the organism in Eukaryota, Fungi, Basidiomycota, Agaricomycetes, Polyporales, Adustoporiaceae. Bases 1 to 612 code for a protein of 203 amino acids. The transcript has 5 exons.
AUGUCAGAGGAUAUCAUUCAUCCUCCAUUAUUAGCCCAGACUGACUCAGCUACGAAUCCGGAACAUGUGCAAUGGAUGCGGCAAGCUAUGCAAAUGGCAGAGAUUGCAUUAGCUCACGGCGAAGUCCCUGUGGGAUGCAUAUUCGUGCGAGACGGCCGGGUCAUCGCACAAGCUCGCAAUCGGACCAACAAACUGCGUAACGCAACACGACACGCCGAACUGGAAGCCAUCGAUGAGAUCCUUGCGGACAAGCAGUGGACUCCGGCACUUACCCCAUACCCCCUCUCGGAAACGACACUCUACGUCACGGUCGAGCCAUGUAUCAUGUGUGCUUCGGCCCUCCGCCAACUGGGCAUCAAGGAGGUGUUCUACGGAUGCGAAAAUGACCGCUUCGGCGGAUGUGGCAGUGUACUUGGUGUAAACGCAGAGGUCCCACACCCUGCACACCCUGCUUACGAGGCGAAGGGUGGCUAUCUGCGCGAAGAAGCCAUAAUGGUGCUGCGGCGAUUUUACAUAACCGAAAACGCCAACGCCCCGGUUCCUAAAUCUAAGGCUAAUCGCGUACUCAAGACGACUAUCACCCCCCAAACAUCCCUGCAAUCGCAAGCUUGA